This is a messenger RNA of Sycon ciliatum, 2624 nucleotides long. Its product is annotated as ferric-chelate reductase 1-like. Gene Ontology annotation, cellular component: membrane. Bases 112 to 1905 code for a protein of 597 amino acids. NCBI's taxonomy places the organism in Eukaryota, Metazoa, Porifera, Calcarea, Leucosolenida, Sycettidae. The transcript has 18 exons. The record is from RefSeq and is a predicted model, not a curated record.
UAGCUUCCCAUGGCCCACUUCAUGAAUUCAGGAAGGGUUUGUUGUUUCUGACAAUUAUAUUUUGUUGUUGGUGUUUGGUGCUGCUGCUGAUAUCAACACCCGGAUAUUCGGAUGGGAGUAGAUUUUCGUCGAGGCAUCAUCAAAAUGAAGCUUUCUAUGCAGCUUUUCCUUGGCAGCACUGCCAUGCUAUGCUGUCUUGUAUCGUCGGCGGUGGCAUACUCAAGUGGAAACGUUGCAUCGGCUUGCAGUGGCCCAACUCCAAGCUUCGCGAAUCAUGGUUCCAAUUCCACUAUGCCUGCAGGCAUUGUUUUGGAGUUCAAUAACUCUCAAGCCACUUAUGUCAACGGGGAAACCUAUGGAGUUACACUGAGCUGGGGUCAGAUGCCGUUCAAAGGCUUUCUCUGCCAGAUGCACGAUGAACAAGAACGAAGCAUAGCCUCCGUAAAUGUGGCAGAAGCUGAUAUCAGCCAGGUGUUAACAUGCGGAGGUGUGCCGAACACGGGCAUUUCCCACAGAAAUUCCAAUGACAAAACUAGUCUUACUUUUACGUGGACACCGAGUGCAACUACUCCCGACAGGGUCCAUGCACACUGUGCCGUUGUCGCAUCGAAAAUGCAUUGGUUCCAUAUUGAAUCAAGUGACAUAGUGCGUGCCGGUUCAACUCCUGCCCCCACCGGUGGACCAGCUGUUAGCACACAGCCAACGAAUGCACUCCAGAUUGAUCUCAGCAGUUGUGGAAAGACCAAGGGUUGCCGCCGUACUCCAGAGGGCUGCACGUCCGCCAGUGAUUGUAACUAUAUCUUCACCAGCAGAGUGAUUAACGGCAGUAUUGUCGAGAUUGAGCUGUCCGCCAAGGCGGGUGGGUAUGUGGCAGUCGGCUUCAGCAAAGACACAAAGAUGGGUGAUGAUGAUGUGUUUGCCUGUCAGCAUGACGCUGUCGGCCGUGUCUACGCCAAGAACCUCUUCAACAGCGGCUAUGCCAACCUGUUCAAUGCCGCCCUCAACGAGGGCCUCAAAAACGAGGAAGCAACUCUGGUCGAUGGCGUUAUCUCUUGCCGGUUCCAUCGCACUAUAAAUGGAAGCGGUAGCCAAGACUUUGAUCUCAGCCAGGCGUACACGCUCUUCUUUACCAGCCACCCCAGUGGGACAGCUGCUUCGAACGCUGGACUAGCAACGCAGCACGCUGUGUUGCCUACUCUCUCCCAACAGCCCAUUUCCGCCUCUUCCCUGGAGAACAUUGGUUCUAAGACGGCGUCCAUUGGUCUCAUCAUUGGCCAUGGCGGCGUGAUGAUUUACGCCUGGGUAGCAUUGUCCGGGAUCGGCAUGUUCAACGCUCGCUUCAUGCGCUGUGCCGCCGGAGGCGGUGGUGCCUGGUUCAAAGUCCACUGGAUCACCAUGCUGAUCUCUGUCUUGUGUUCUCUCUCUGGUGCCAUUGUCAUUGGUGUUCAUGCUGGAACCUGGAAGCCUAGUGCCCAUUCCGCUGUUGGCCUGACCGUCCUAGUCCUGACCGGCCUUCAGCUGAUCGGUGCUGCCCUGCGGCCUCCUCCAGAUGGCGAGAAGCGUGCGAUGUUUACCAUGUUCCAUCGUGGCAAUGCUGUUCUCGUGCAGUUCCUUGCCUGGACUGCUCUGUUUCUGGGAAUCGAUGAGGCAACGCGCUUCGCAGCAUUCAAUUCCAGCGCGGCCUAUGGCGUUCUGGGUGCAGGGGUUGGCUGCAUGAUUCUCUUCUGGGGGUACAUGGAGUUCAGGAAGAAGAGUCAAGGUGAUAUGAGUGCUAAGGACGAGACGAUGACCGCCAUGGAGAAUUCAAUGAUGAAGAAGCUGUCUGUGGCGUUCUCUAUCCUGGCAUACGGAUUCACUGCUGGUUCUGGCUCUCUUCUCUACUCGGCCAAGGCUCACGGUCAGUAGAGCAGUUGUUCCCUCCGCUGGUAUCAACACCUCUGUCUGGUUCGCAUUCCUGGCUGGACGGCGGACAGAACACACACACACACACACGCACAUGGUGUAACUCCGGCGUUCGUGAUUUCCAAGAAGACCCGGUGUUUGAUCUGUGUGGUGUUGUUGACGCGGUGCUUUCAGCCUGAGCUACAGACUACUUCACCGAAGCACCCGGCCCCAGACUCCAGAGUGGGAGGUAUGUGAACCAUGCAUCGCAGCAAUGGGAUAUUUCCCUAUGAUUUCGUACGCGCUUCCUUUUUGUCUUAUUUUAAAUCAUGCCGCUGCCUUCUUUGCUAUCCUCGUUUCCACCAGUGUUUGCAAUCGUCAUCUUCCCCUUAGCGAAUUACCUUUGCCCCAUUGCUUUUGGGCAAUCCAUUCCCGGUCCCAGUGUUCCUCCCAUCCUCCUCCAGCUGAAAUGACACAUUCUGGAUAUAGUCUAUAUGUUUAUUAAACGGCGCACCAAUGUUAUUUUCCAGCAGAAAGACAGGAGGUGCUGGCCUCAAAACGAAAUUUCUACAAAUUUACACAUGGUUAGAGAGAAGAUAGAUCAAGCUUUUCCUAAGAAAGAUGUUGCUUUUGUUAGUACAAUAAACUUGUUAUGGCCGAACUACUGGACAGAAGUCGACUUAUGCUAGGACAUACUGUAGUUAUAUUUUAUGAUAUAGAAGAACAACCCUGACAAAGCCCUC